GGUUCCGUCCACGCCCGCCCUGACAAGUGUAGGGGUGUCCUGUGGUCUAGUCCGAGAGCGCUUUUCCGAGAGAAGCGCGAAGCAGGCCAAGUCGCACCUCUGCGCGCCGGGCCGAGCCGUGAGCUUGGCGCGUCUGUCCGCCGGGGUCACCCGCCGGGGCCAGGGAGCCUGUGGGAGUCGCCGGUCCCUCGGUCCUCGCUGUCCGCGAUGGCGGCGGCACUGGUGGACCCGGCGCAGGAAAAGUGGAGCAGGCGCCUCACUCAGUUUGUCUCCAGCCUCAGCACACGGGGAGCUGGAUACACAGACAGUAGGCAGACCGUGCUUAAAAAUAGGACCUGCAGCCACAGUCUGUACCAGCCUGCCCAGUUUUCUGGCCAGAGGCCCCCUUUGAUACAAUAGGCACUUCUGGAAGUCAGCCUGCUCUAAGUCAUGCUUGUAGAAAGCAGAUUACCAUCUCUUGUGACAGUCCCCGAAGCCAAUAACUUCUGUAACAGGCAGCUCCAUACGGCCAGGAUUUGAUUAAUAACCGGCUGCCCUCGUUUUUGUUUCUGCUUCUAAUGUAAGUUCAACCAGAGAAAGCCAGUUACACACCUCUCACUAAUCAGGUAGGUUGCUUCUUUACUGGUUUCCCUUACUACAGCUUCCCCGUACCAACAGUGCCAGGCCUGCCUAUGGGGGCUUAACUGGUUGAAAGAAAAAUGAGGCUGCAGGCCCUGGUCUCCCAUCACAUGGCUAAUCCAGACUCCACACUUCUGCACAUCCCUGCUCAUCUGCUGUGGCUAACCGCUGUGAUCUCAUCUUUCCUUCCCUCUUCCCUGGCUCACAGCUAUUUAGGGACACCUGCCCGACUCUGCAAUGUUCUAUUCGCUCUCCCAGCCUUUGCCCUUGUAGCUCACUCUGCCUAGCACUGUCCUGAGAUCUCUUUGAGACCAACCUUUGCAUUUUUGGGAGGUUCUGCUCACAUGUCACUUCUUUGGAGAGGCUGUUCCUGGCAGUUUAGGCUAAAGUGGGCCUUUUUGUGUGUGUGUAGAUAAUCUAGCCCAACUUUUAAAUGCUGCUAAGUUGAGGUUUUUCAGGAUGUUUUGGAAUAAAAAGCAUAAGUGGUAAAACAAGACCCCGUAAUAACUGACUUUGACUCUUCCAUGUGAGCGUUAUUCAUCACCUCAUUUAAUUUUGAUACCUGAGACUUAGGUUCUGUUAUUACCUCUAUUUUACACCAGAAUGGUACAGACUGACAUGUCUUAACUCUCCAGUGUCAUUCAGCGCUGAAGUAGAAGUGACCCUUUGUAUGUGGACUAUCAGAGCUUUUUUUUUUUUUUUUGCACUACCAGGGAUUGAACCCAAGACCUUGUGCUUGCUAGGCAUGCGCCCUGCCAUUGAGCUACAGUCCCAGCCCUUAAGCCUUUGUUUUUACAGCCAGUGGCUGGGAAGCUGUUCAAGAGAUACCUGAAGAAAGCUUGGCAAGGUGAGCAGGUGAGGAGGGCUCCUUCAGCAAAGAGCUGCCUUGGUCAUUAGGGAGCGGAGCAGACAGAACUGGAUAAAGGUGAGGUGUAUUGGUUAUUUAAGGAGGGCUGAGAGGGCCUGUGAGGCUGCAUGGCUCUCCUCCAACACCCUUGAGAUUUUUCCUGGAAAGGCAAGAUCGCAUGGUGUUUGGCUGGAUGUUCCUUCCACCUUUCACUGUACAGCACUGUGACCAGGAAAAGCCUGUGUUUUCAUGACCACAAACAGCGUUCCCUCAGCCAUGUGAAAUUUCUGGUCUGGAAGUACACUGGUUUCAAGGCUAUCGGCUGACAGUGCUUGGUGGGAGGAGGGAAAGGCUCAUGGUUCCUUGUGCAGACUUCCUAGAAGUAUGUAAAACCUAGGGAGGUAGACGGAGAGAAUGAGCUGUCCCAGGCCCUGGCACUCCCCAGGGCUUUGGCAUCCCAUGGGAACUUCUCUAUAAGUUUGGUGAUUAGGACUCUGCACACAUCAGAGGUAUUUGGAGGAGCUGCUGAAACAGACUGACUGAUUAAAAAUUGGUAGAAAUGGCUCAUGAAUUUCCCACUGUAGAUUUAUAUUGAUGGUAGAAGAUGAUUGGUGUUACCUUUAAAAUCUGGGCAGCAAUCCUGUCUCUAAGGAUAAGAUGUGAGACUGGUUGAAUUUGGGAAGGUCUUCUGGCCUCAGGUCACUGUGACAUAGAUUUGACUGAUGGUGGUGUUAACCUCAGAAGCUGGGAAAGGAUCAACGAAAGUCCUAAAGCCCAUGAAGCAGGAAAUAUUUUCUCCCUGUGUAAUGAAUAUUAUUGACAAUGUGGGAAUUGCCGUGUUAAUCUGGAAGUCAAGGCUCAGGGGUGAAGUGAGGUUGCAAAGGUUGCACAGCCAUCAAGUGUCUGUGUUUUAGGAGUUUGGAUUCUGAUUCCAAGAGUCUCACUUAGAUCUGUGGAUGUGUAGUCACUAACACAGAAGGUGAAGCCCUCAGCCUGGGGCAGGCACCGGGCUGGACCCGUGAGGCUCAGGUAUUGCUGCUGUCAUUGGAAUCGUCAUUGUCACUGAUUUUCUCUCAUUCCUCUAAUGUCUGGAGCCCUGACUGUCCAUCUCACAGCCCAGUUUCCUUUGCCGAAUUAUCUGAUGGCUCCCGCACAGAAGGGCUAUCUCCUUUGCACUGCUGCCUUCUGUCCACAUCCCCAUCUCUUGCCCCCUUGAGCUCAGCGCAGAACGUGGCCCUCAGGAAGUGUGGUGUCAGCAGGGCUGUGCUGUCUCUCUGCUGUUUCCAGCCAACCAUGUAAGACAGCCCAUAACUUCUAAUUGACCCUCCAGGUGCCUGUGACCUUCGAGGAUGUGGCCGUGACCUUCACCCAGGAGGAGUGGGGGCAGCUGGACCUGGCUCAGAGGGCCUUGUACCAGGAGGUGAUGCUGGAGAACUGUGGGCUCCUGGUCUCACUGGGGUGUCCUGUUCCCACACCUGAGCUGAUCCAGCAGCUAAAGCACAGGCAGCAGCCGUGGACAGCGAGGCUGGUCUGUGCCCAAAGCACACAGUCAGAUGACAGUGGAAAAACCAAAGCCACAGAAUCCACCACGUCUGAGCCAGCCUUGUGUGAGGGAGCCGGGCUUCAGGGGCAUUUGUCGAGUGGAGCCUCCCGGGGCUCCCCAUGGAUGCAAGCUCUGUGUCAGGGCCGCCCGCCAGACAGGCAGGAAGGAUGUUGGAGAUCAGGGGGUCAAGCCCUGAGGGAGAAGCUUCCCAGGAGCUCGAGCGCUGGCCCUGGUGGCUUAGGGACCGAAGAUAGAGUGCAUCUGAGGGCUGUGCAGGAGCAGGUUCCUGCAGGAGAUGCAGGAGAUGUGCCACCCUGUGCAGCACACAGCCCCAGGGGAGAUGCCGUGACCAGGGAGCAAGAGGAAAACAUCUUCCGGUGUGGCGAGUGCGGGAAGGUGUUUAACAAGAAACGCCUUCUUGCUCGACACGAGAGGAUCCACUCUGGCGUGAAGCCCUACGAGUGCGUCGAGUGUGGGAAGACCUUCAGCAAGAGCACCUACCUCCUUCAGCACCACAUGGUCCACACCGGGGAGAAGCCGUAUAAGUGCAUGGAGUGUGGCAAGGCCUUCAGCCGAAAGUCACACCUUACGCAGCACCAGCGCAUCCACAGUGGAGAGAAGCCUUAUAAAUGCAGUGAGUGUGGAAAGGCCUUCACCCACCGCUCCACAUUUGUCUUGCAUAACAGGAGCCACACUGGAGAGAAGCCUUUUGUGUGCAAAGAGUGUGGCAAAGCCUUUCGAGAUAGGCCGGGGUUCAUUCGACACUACAUCAUCCACAGUGGAGAGAACCCCUAUGAGUGCUUCGAGUGUGGGAAGGUCUUCAAGCACAGGUCGUACCUCAUGUGGCACCAGCAGACCCACACGGGUGAGAAGCCCUACGAGUGCAGCGAGUGUGGGAAAGCAUUUUGUGAGAGCGCGGCCCUCAUCCACCACUACGUCAUCCACACCGGGGAGAAGCCCUUCGAGUGCCCGGAGUGCGGCAAGGCCUUCAACCACAGGUCCUACCUCAAGAGGCACCAGCGCAUCCACACUGGGGAGAAGCCCUACGUGUGUGGCGAGUGCGGGAAGGCCUUCACCCACUGCUCCACCUUCAUCUUGCACAAAAGGGCCCACACUGGAGAAAAGCCCUUCGAGUGCAAAGAGUGUGGGAAAGCCUUCAGCAACCGGGCAGACCUCAUCCGCCACUUCAGCAUCCACACAGGAGAGAAGCCCUACGAGUGCACGGACUGCGGCAAGGCCUUCAACCGCAGGUCAGGCCUCACCAGGCACCAGAGAAUUCACAGUGGCGAGAAGCCCUAUGAAUGUGUCGAGUGUGGGAAGACCUUUUGCUGGAGCACAAAUCUCAUCCGCCACUCCAUCAUCCACACAGGAGAGAAGCCCUAUGAAUGCAAUGAAUGCGGAAAGGCCUUCAGCCGAAGCUCCUCACUCACACAUCAUCAAAGGAUGCACACGGGGAGAAACCCAGCCAGUGCUGGAGAGGAGGGACGGCCUUUCACAAGUGCACAAGCCUCUGUCAACAUCCAAGAACUUCUACUGGGAAAUGACUUCUUGAAUGUAACCAGUGAAGAAAAUCUUUUACGGGAGGAAACAUCUUACACGGCAUCUGACCGUUCAUACCAAAGAGAAAGCCCCCAGAUGUCUUCACUAUGAGGAAACCCUUUGUGGAGUGUUGUUGCCAUCUGAACACUCAUGCUAGAAAUGGACCCAACUUGGAACAUUAUGCUUUAUCUGAGAUUUCAUCCAGGAGAGAGACCCAGUGGUUAUUUUGCACUGAGGAAAAUCUUUAGCUACAUUUUCCUCCACAGUUUACAGUGCAGUGUUAUCUCAGGAAUUUUUAUUAAAAGGAAGUGACAGAAGAGACAAUGAAAUGCAAGCAAUGCUUCUUUCACACUACCCUAUAAAGUCUGUGGCACUUGUUCAUUCUUAUUCGGGUGGGGAGGGUUGGUUUAAGAGGUAACAGACCUUGACCCUUUGUUUGUAUUGUGUAUAUGUUCAUUGCUGUCCAGUGAUAAAAGAGUUAGAAUGUUGAGAGCAAGUGUAGAAAUGUACUGAAUAUCUUCUUUGUUCUACCUUGUUGUUUUUGUGCACCAUAGGUUUUUAUGAGAAAUAUGAAGACUUGAAUAAUGAAAUCCUUUUAUAUUUAAAGCGAGAAGGCAAAACAGGUGGAUGUAUGUGAUGUUGGGAAAUUGAAUCCAAGAUCAUGAGCAUGUUAAGCAUGUGCUAUACCACUGCACUACACCUGCAGCCCC
Molecule: messenger RNA, 5257 nt
Organism: Heterocephalus glaber (naked mole-rat)
Lineage: Eukaryota; Metazoa; Chordata; Mammalia; Rodentia; Bathyergidae
Biological process (GO): embryo development; negative regulation of transcription by RNA polymerase II; regulation of cytokine production
Cellular component (GO): nucleus; nucleoplasm
Molecular function (GO): RNA polymerase II cis-regulatory region sequence-specific DNA binding; DNA-binding transcription repressor activity, RNA polymerase II-specific
Source: RefSeq, a predicted model, not a curated record